Messenger RNA from Suillus subalutaceus, 995 nucleotides. RefSeq lists its product as uncharacterized. Lineage: Eukaryota; Fungi; Basidiomycota; Agaricomycetes; Boletales; Suillaceae. The transcript is spliced from 4 exons. Bases 170 to 829 code for a protein of 219 amino acids. The record is from RefSeq and is a predicted model, not a curated record.
CGGCGAGCAUGGUCUCACAUUGACUUGCACGUAUGGCCCCUAUCUUCUGGUAUUUGAGUCGAGCGGUAUGGCUUACUGCAGCUUGUCCCAACCCACCAUCAGCGUUGAUCGUUAAUCUCAUUUGCUCUCACAUUACGAUUCACCUGUGCUGGCUCACUCAAGCAAUAUCAUGCCAAACGAUCCUUUCUAUAUCCAAAUUUACUUCUUCAUUAUGUAUACAAUACAUCCGCUUGCAUUUCUGGCCAUACCGCUGCUGCCAAGUGGUUCGAUCGUUCCGUGGCUAUGCGCCCUUUCCGCAUCUCCUUUACUUUUUUCUUUAUUUCAUACUUAUAUUGUGAAAGCUGGGCGGUCGGAACUUGGAGCCAUCGACCAUUUUGGCUCAAGGCAUCUUCUCAUGUUUCACGCUGCUAUGAGUGCGGUGUCACCCACCACCAUAAUCCAAAUAUUUCUCCAAAACUGGCUGGGUCCGUGGCAGGCGCCACUGGUGUACCUGUGUCUAUUGUGCGCUGUCACAAUGGUAUAUUGGCAUGCAUGCUGGUUAGCUGCAGGAGACAGCCGUGCACUUGGGUUCCUGGGUGAUCUAGUACAUUCUGUUCUCGGACUCAAUACUACCCACACAUCACAUUCGCAACCGUCUUCUGGUGACCCGACCCUCCCCCCACACACUCCUAGUGCUACCAGUGGUAAUCAAACACUGCCCACUCCCACCGACAGCCUGGGUACAUCCCCACCCGUCUACGCUCCAGGAAGCUCAACCCCCCACACUCCCUCAACUCACCAUAAUGGCACCGCUUCCACUCCCCAACCCGCCCAAGCCCUAUUCAUUUGACUCCCAUUGCGACAAGUUCCACACUUUCAAAGUCAAACUCGGGUCAGUAAUACUCUUGCAGGCUCAUUACUUGUUCUCAGGCAACUUUACAGGACGUAUGAUAUGAGAUCCGAUCAAAGUAGCGAAGGAUGCUGGUGUCUUCUUUCUGCUCCUCAAGCUGCUAGAC